Messenger RNA from Parnassius apollo (apollo), 1170 nucleotides. NCBI's taxonomy places the organism in Eukaryota, Metazoa, Arthropoda, Insecta, Lepidoptera, Papilionidae. The record is from the annotation of a GenBank genome assembly.
AUGAAUAAAAUAUUUGCGUUAAGCGGUUUAAGACGUUUGAAGGACUGUAGCAGAUCUGUAUCUACAAGGAUCACAGCAGAUGGGAAAGAAGUGCCCAAAAGAAAGAACAUUGAAAGUAGGAUAACGUUAAUUGGAUCUGACAACUCAGUUAGUAUAACAGAUCUAAAAAGCGCUCAGAGUUUGUCUCUCAGACGAGAGUUAAAGUUAGUUAAAAUUCAAGAUGUUGACACAAAAACUAGGCGUCCUGUAUACAAACUAUUGACUAAUGCUCAGUAUCAUGAAGAGGAAAUUUCUAGGAGAAAAGAAAAACAGGUGUUAAAGGAAAAUGAGCUUAUUAAAGGACAAAAACUGAUUACGUUAUCUACUAGAAUCGCUGAACAUGAUCUCAUGACAGGCAUUAAGAAAAUGUUGAAACUUUUAGAUAAGCAAUAUGAAGUUAAAGUUGUAAUUACUGGUGGUGAACAAGAUGCUGUUCAAAGUUUGGAAAGAAUACAAUCGGUGAUAGAGAAAAACACAAAAUCAUCUGGAAACCUUGUCCAAAAAAGGAUUAAGGGAAACAGUUUAAGAUUUCAGUUGAUUCCACUAAGGGAGAAGAGUACCCACUGUGAUAACAAUGGCUCAAACCAGGAUGAAAAAACUCAACUAUGGAUCACGAGGGAGCGCACCGACGCGCCGCGCCGCCCCCGCCCGCGUAUGUGCCGCGCCGCCCUCGCCCGUGUAUGCGCCGCGCCGCCCCCGCCCGCGUAUAAGCCGCGCCGCCCCCGCCCGCGUAUGCGCCGCGCCGCCCCCGCCAGCGUAAGCGCCGCGCCGCCUCGGGUAGCUGGUACGAUUGUAAUGGACGAUAUUAUCAGCAAUGUAUUCGUAAUCCUAAAAGCGACAGUCGAAGAACUUCGAAAAAAAAACGCCAACGUGAUGACGUCUGACGCGGCUUUGAUGUUUAUGCUCAAAAAAUUAGAAGCUGUGCAUCAUGAACCAAUUUCUCGUGAACUUCUCCGAUCUUUGAAGCAAAGGAUUAAAGAGCGCAGGUUGUUCGUGGCUUCAACUCUGAAUUAUUUGCAUGAUCCUAAAUCAUAUUUUGAUUCAUCAGAUGAUGACUACUACGACAUCUUUCUAAGGCCAAAUGGCCACGAAAUGCGAAAACAUAUUGCAGAUCUACAUCAGCUUGGUUAG